Danio aesculapii is the source of this 3719-nucleotide messenger RNA. It is a transcript of the gene ccdc142, whose product is annotated as coiled-coil domain containing 142. The coding region runs from base 383 to 3457 and encodes 1024 amino acids. The transcript is spliced from 14 exons. Lineage: Eukaryota; Metazoa; Chordata; Actinopteri; Cypriniformes; Danionidae. The record is from RefSeq and is a predicted model, not a curated record.
GCUAAUUCUGGUGGAUGUGCUUAACCCAGGAUUAGCUAACCUGUUGCCACCAACAUACCCCUCAAAAUAGGCGUCUUCCAAUUAUAGGAACUGAACUGAAGGGUUAGCAUGCGUACGGAUGCGUCGUGGUAUUAUUAGCGGGAUAUUCACGAGCACUAGAUUGUCAACUAACGUUGCAGUUAGCCUGUUAGCAUUGGUGUAAUGAUGGAGCAAACAAACACAAUGAACUUUAAACUGAAACACUGGAUAAAAUCUCCACCUGGACGGUUUUCGUGUGGUUUCGGUCAUAGACUAACGUUAGACGCGUACUUGAGAUGAAACAUCCACAGUUUGUUUCCUUUAAUAUGAACAGAAGAGAUGUUAUUUGCUAGAAGUGGAGAAGAUGGCUCACUCUUCAGGCAGUUCUCAGGAGGGACAGACUGACAGCAAAACCAACACACACGCACAAGCAGUGCCAGAUAAAACGGACAGUUCUGCUGCUGAAAGUCCCGAAAAUCAACAUUGUUAUAAUGGACAGAGGCCAAGUUACUAUUCAGAGAUACUUCCUGAUGAAUAUAUUUCUAAUGAGAAAUAUGAUGCUUCCUGGUACCAAAGUCCGUUCACCAAAUCCGUCCAGAGGGCAGAGGCUCUGUUUCGUAACCGAUUGAACCCAAGCCUGAAGCGACUCAUGAAGCAGAAGAGCAAAGAUGGCAGCUGGGAAUCUGAAAGCGAGAGCAUCACGUCCUGUUCCUCCAGAAGUAUCCAACGUCUUGGAGAAACUCUGCAGAGCCUCAGCUCUCAGUGCCACAUUCUCUAUAAUCCUGCAGGAGGCAGACAGUUUGGCUGUAUCAGGGGUCUCUCGUCCUCAGAGGAAGAGGAGUUUUACCACCAUCCUCAGGCUGCAGCUUUUAGCCAGCAUUACUGCCAGCUACAACACCUGAUGGACCAAAGAGCCCAGCUGCUCUUCUUCCAGGAAUACGCCAGACGCACACAAGUGGCAACCUGCUUUGUUGCUCAACUGGGCUCGGUGUUAGAAAAAACUCGACUGCUUUUGCCUGACAAGGAGCAGGUGACCGAGCAGCCAAACUCCACCUGGAAUCUCAACCUUAGAGCUUUGUGUCAGGAAAUGCAGGUUCAUGUGAGCCACUGGGAUCUGCUUUGGGCCAAAGCACGCUUUGACUUUCGUCUUCGUCGUUCCCUCUUCAGCCGCAUAGAGACCCUUUCGUCCAUGCGGCGAACUCUAUGUUUGCUGGCCUUACAAGCUAUGCAGUUGCUGGAGCAAUGCAUCUACACUGCUCUUUCGGCUUUCACUGCUGCCCAGCUAGACCGUGUGCCCCGAGAUGCGUUGGUGGACCUGCUGUGUGCAGUUGAGCUGUACAACGAGAUCGUAGUGGACACAAAGAGCCAGUGUAAGACGUCUACACAGAGCUCAAAGCUCAUGUUUAACUCAGAUUGGCCCCAGAUUGGAUCUAGCACACUUCCAAAAGCAACCGGUCCUACAAUAUUCCCCGUCAAGCAGCUAAUGAUGAUUCUUGCUCAGAGUCGAGCGCAGAAAGCAGCCAAGCAACUUUACACAUGGGCUUCCCAGCAGAGUAACCUCCUGUUGGCGAAUAACUCCAAGGAAAUCAAAGCUCACGCUAAACUUAAUAGUCGACUUUUAUCAUCACCCACAAUAAACAUCCAUACAGUACAACUUGAACCUCAAGCAGCAGCUGAAGACACUCCUCAAAACCCGCUUCACAAACUUUGGUCCUCGAAUCUCCCUUUCACUUUGUUUAUCUCCCGGGACAGAGAGUGCCUCGAUACUCUCUUUCAGGUUCUAGUGACCUCAACAAAUCUCUUGGCUCCGCAUAUUCCCAAAGAGCCUCUAUUAGACAGGACUGUUGAUCUUGAGGACUCUGUUGUGAUAUGUCGUAGGGCAAGUGACGGAGAGGAGAAGCCUUCAAACAGACCCAGAAUGAGCUCCAGGGCCCACAAUGCUGCUGCAGUGGAUAUCAGAAAGUCUGACGUUUGUCUGAAGCUCUUCUCUAAUUAUAAGAACCUUCUGUGGAAGGAAUUUGGUAAAGCAGUCGUAAGACACUUUUAUUAUCAGCCAUAUAACAGCACCUUGGGAAGCAUCCACCAGUGGAAUGAUGAAAUGCUGCUACUUUUGGUCUCGUGGCUCAAACAUUCAUAUAUUGAAGACCUUAUUCCAGAGGAAUGUAAAGAAAGUUUGAGCGAUUUUUGCUUUUAUUUAUUAUCUACUGCUGCCUUCACUCAGUGGGAUGAAAUGAAGUGUUUGUCGCUGGGGUCAGGACUGAAAGAGAAAUGUGUCCCUGGAGCUAAACAGGAAAGGUGUGCUAUAAGGACCGCCACCAUGGAUCUCAUUCUUCAGCUGUUUCUGCCUCUCCAUACAGUUCUUCAGCUACUGCAACACCCAGACAUAGAGUCAGGUAACAGUGAAUCCAAGAACCUUAAGGCAAAUCAGCUGGCAUUGCUGUGUAGGUCUGUUUCCACUGUACACUCCUCUACUAUCUGGGUUAUGAGUAAAGCUUACCAGUUUCUUGCCUCUUGGUCGCUUGCUAAGUUUCUGCUGGUCACACAAGGAGAUCUAAAGGAUCUCAAGGACUCAGUUGAAAGCCUGGUUCACUUGACCCGAGCAGUCAUCAGAGACUCCUCCGUUCACCCUCUGAUAGUUCAGCAGACAGAUUCACUCUCUCAGGCACUCGCAGAGCUACAGACUUUUUCGGAUCUUGUUCUGAGGACCUUUUCCAUGGACUGCAAGAAAAUGUCAACGGAAAUCUUUGAGCAAACCAUGCCAUCAGCAAGGCACUGGAGGAUCAAUCACAAAGCUGAGUUGCCCAGCAGUCCUAGCGAUUACGCAGCGUGUGCAGUUCAGAGUGUCAUCGGCCAGGUUUUGGAGGGUGUUCAGCCUCUGUCAGAUAAUGCUCGAAUUCCUGCUCUCACUGAGGCCAUGACUGCCUUCAUGGAGGCCUGGAUGGAGCACAUCCUCAAACAGAAGAUCAAGUUCAGUAUUCAGGGAGCUCUUCAGCUGAAACAGGACUUUGACUUGAUUCGAGACUUGAUUCGUUCAGAGGAAUACAGUCUCUCAGAGGAGCUGCAUCAGAAGCUGCUGUCACUACGUGUCUUUCAUCAGGUGGAUAAUGCAAUUGUGUGCCUGCUUCAGCAACCCAUGGCAAAACCCUACCUGCCCUCUCGCGGCUGGGAGCCCUUCAGACACUGCUGUCCUAAUAGUGCACAAGUCAUGGAUCAGGCAGCAGCAGGGAGUCUGAACAAUCUGGAGAGUAUGGACAUCCAGGCAGCCUGCCAGCAGGCCCUAACCCAAGCCGAGAGCUCGCUGACCCCGGAGCUGCUCUCCUCCACCCCACAGGAGUCGUACUUGGCUGCGGCGCAGCAGGAAUGGCUGGACCUGCGGAUACACAGCGGCUCACGCUGGAAACUACCAGUGUUGCAAUGCUUCACUCGAUCUGAACCUUAGUCAAGUGACCAAAAAACAGUUAUGUCUUUGUUUACUAGCUCACCUUCAAACAUUUUUUUGUGUUGUUAUUGUUUUUUGUUAUAUUAGGUGCUAUGAAAACAUCAGACAUGUAAACAGUUCAGUUUCUUACAAGACAAUUAAAGGGAAAACUGUAGUAUUUAAAGAUAAACACUGAAUGUACACGUGUAGCACUUGCAUUUUUUUGUAUAAAAAUGUUUAUCAGAUUAAUAUUAAUGCCUUCCUGAAUAAACUGUCAAUUUUA